UUUUUUUGCUUUAAUAACGCCUUCCCAACCGGUGGCCGGUUAGUCAACGGCAUCCUUUGCAGUUGCAUCCCAUAACGGUUGGUCGGCAGUUACGGAACGGUCUUACAGUCUAACGGUGAAGAACGCUCAGUGAAUAACGGCAAGUGCAGUGCACCGCGAUGGAUGAUCUGGAUAAAGCUCAGCUGGAACUGCUCCGCAAUGCGUUCAACGCAUUCGAUCAGGAGAAGAAGGGAUGCAUUGGCACGCAGAUGGUCGGUACGAUCCUCAGCAUGUUGGGCCACCAGCUCGACGAUAAGAUGCUGAAGGAAAUUAUCGACGAGGUCGAUGCUGACGGUUCCGGUGAGCUGGAGUUCGAGGAGUUCGUUACCCUGGCCGCCCGGUUCAUGGUUGAGGAGGAUGCCGAAGCCAUGCAGCAGGAGCUGAAGGAAGCCUUCCGUCUGUACGACAAGGAGGGUAACGGUUACAUCACCACCCAGGUGCUGCGCGAGAUCCUUAAGGAGCUGGACGACAACCUGACCAACGAGGAUCUGGACAUGAUGAUCGAGGAAAUCGAUUCUGACGGUUCCGGCACCGUGGACUUCGAUGAAUUCAUGGAAGUCAUGACUGGUGGUGAUGAUUAAGUGCUGGACUACACCCUGGAAUUUAAGCAUCAAACCAAAAAAAAAUUCAAAAGCGUAAAAAAAACUCCAACAAAAUCCCAUUUCUUCGUUAAGUUUCUUCUUCGUCAGUAAUGCACAUUCGUGUCAUCCGGGGAGUAAUAUUUCCCACAACAGAACACUGUUAUAUCUGGGCCCACACACCUCUACGUGUGGUCGUUCUUUGAAGCUGGGCGCUGCUCUACCAUCAGUUUCUCUUCCACCUUAUUUGCGAUCUGCUUGAAAGUCUGCAAGAACCAGGAAGUGGUAACGGAAGGCUACUACCGAGGGAAUCAGGACCGUACCAAUGGCUGCUGCUUAUCGUUGCUACAAAAUGGUUGUUCAAAGUGUUACAUUCUAUCCGUUCCGUGUAUUCCGUGCUAAUCGGGCGGCUGUAUUUCCUUUUUGCCAAUCGUUUCCUUCCCGCUGGUUCUUGUACGGUGGAGAGCUUAGUUGUAUUAAACCAAACACCAGUACCGUUGGAAACAGCGGCAUGGUGAGGAUGUUGCUGUUGAUCUUAUAUUAUAAGUGAGCGCGCUAAAUAAACAACAAUUGUGGAGCCCUUUCUAGGGUACCCGCAGAUAAACCAA
This is a messenger RNA of Anopheles funestus (African malaria mosquito), 1225 nucleotides long. RefSeq names its product troponin C, isoallergen Bla g 6.0101-like. The record is from RefSeq and is a predicted model, not a curated record. Lineage: Eukaryota; Metazoa; Arthropoda; Insecta; Diptera; Culicidae. The transcript is spliced from 4 exons. Gene Ontology annotation, molecular function: enzyme regulator activity; calcium ion binding. The coding region runs from base 159 to 620 and encodes 153 amino acids.